Molecule: messenger RNA, 3042 nt
Organism: Papaver somniferum (opium poppy)
Lineage: Eukaryota; Viridiplantae; Streptophyta; Magnoliopsida; Ranunculales; Papaveraceae
Exons: 3
Coding region: 95-1636 (513 amino acids)
Biological process (GO): defense response
Source: RefSeq, a predicted model, not a curated record
UAUAAGCCACUUUACCAAUUUGUGAAAGAAAACACAAAAAAUCUGCAUUUCUGUAAAUCCUCCUCAUGCUGCUAAGGAAUUUUUAAGCUGAACCAUGAAAAAACUCAAGGUUGAAGUAUGCAUGAUCUCGGCUCGCGGGCUAAAUCGGCCGUCAUCGCUGUGGAAGCUCCAGUGGUAUGCAGUUGGAUGGAUAGAUCCAAACAACAAAUACUGCACCAAGGUUGAUGCUUCUGGUAGCAAAAACCCAACAUGGAAAACCAAAUUUUCAGCAGUAAUUGCGGAUGAUAACGAUGCAUAUGAAUCGAAAUCUCCAACCUUAAAAAUUCAAGUGUUCAGUAGAGAACCAAUCUUUCUCAGGGAGAAACUUCAGGGAACAGCUACCAUUCUCUUGAGGGAAUUUGUGGACAAAUAUUAUAGUAGUACUAGUAAUGUGAACAAUUCAUCGUCGCCAUCAUCAGGGUCAGUUGAAGAAGUGGGAAGCUUUCAGUUGAGGAAGAAGACGUCUGGGAAACCACAAGGAUUGGUGGAUGUUUCUGUCAGGAUAUUCGAGGAUAGGGACGAUGUCGGUGGACGGUUUCCGACUUAUCAUUAUUCAGGCAACAAUGGAGAAGGAUUUGAAUUGGGAGGCGGAGAACGAGGAGGAAGUCAGAUGAAUGAAAUAUUUAUUGGAGGGGGGAGGUGGUCAAAUGUGGAAGACCAGCGUCUCCGCCAUCACCACCACCAUUACCAAUCCGAUCCUGAUUCUCAUCCUCAGCCGCGCCCGACAGCUCAAGGUAGGUGGUCGGAUCCAGAAGACUACCCACAUGAUCCUCGCCAGCUACCUGAUUAUUCUAAUCCUCAACAAGACUACCCCCGUGAUCCUCAUCAGCCACCUGAUCAUUCCCGUUCUCAACAACGCUCUGAAUUCCACGGUGGGGGAUUAAAUGUCAGGGACAACCAUCCACAUGCUAAUACUCAGCCAAAGGAUCAUUCUCAAUCUCCAGAAACCCAAGGUAGAUGGUCUAACGCAGAUGACGACCACCAUAUCUCACCGCAACCACCUGAUGAUUCUCAACAGCGCUCACCACAAGGUAGGUGGUCAAAUGUUCGCCGCCGCCGCCACCACAACACUAAUAAUCAGCAGAAGGAUUCUCAGUCUCAGUCUGAACUGCAACCGGAAAUCCAAGGUGGAUGGUCAAAUAUAGAAGAUCACCACCACAGCUCACAACAGCAACCUCGCUCUCAGUCACGCACAGCAGCCCCUCCAAACUGGAGACAACCAAAGGGAGUAUACCCCGAUUCCCAAUCGAUGAUGCCAAAUAACAACUCAAAUCAGCAAUCAUUUUCAGCACAGAGCACACAAGGCUCCUACAGACCGCCUCCUCCACCCCCGCCACCACCAUCUCAUGUGGGGUUUUUACCCAGUUUUCUACCAAGAGCAGAUCCCCGCUUCUCAAGUGCAUAUGCAGAUAACAGAGGACCUGGUGGUGGGACGGCCCCAGCAGGGCAAGGUGCUGGUCCCCAAAAUAACAGUGGUGCAGCAAUGGGUAUGAGUGCCGGGGCAUUAGCAGCUGGUGUAGUUCUCUUCGGUGACGAUUUCAUUUCAGGCUUUGACAUCCCACCAAAUUUGCAGGAAGAAACUCCUUAUUACUACUAGAUAAGUUCAAUCAGAUGUCAGCAUACACAACUGUAAAAUCUGUAAUGAAGUGUUUUUCUUUCUAUCAAAAAAUUUAGGUUUAAUUAUCUCUUCAAAAUCUCCAGACCUUGUGCUAUAAAUAAAUACUGUAUAUAAAUAAAUGAAUAAAAGGUACAAAUUGGUAAUAUUCACCCAAACUAAGGUCAUUCACUUUUUCAUUUCAAAAAGAUCGAAAGAGAUAAUGUACAAACUAUUCUGAGGAGAAGACUCCACCCCCUCUUUUUCUCUCUCUCCACACAGAAUGAGAUGAACACCCUCAAGGCCAUUCAAACUUCUUUCCUUCCCACCAAACACGCCUUCCUCAAAAACCAAAAACUGCCCAACAAGAACAUCAAAUUCACUACCUGCUGCAAAUCAAACGAUGCCAAGUCAGGCUCAGAAUCAUCUUCCCCCGAAGGAGAUAAGAAAAAACAAGAACUCCUAGUGAAAAUAGCAAUGCUUCAAACUCAGAAGGUUCGCCUUACCGAUUACUUAGAUGAACGCUCUGCUUAUCUAUCCGAAUUCGCUGAAAAAGCUAAUGAUGAGUUCAAUGAAAUUGGCGAAAAUGCUCUCAAAGAACUAGAUGAAGCUGAAAACAGGAUUAUGGAAAAGCUAGAGCUCAACAUGCAAUCUUUUGAAGAGAACGCAGAAUUGAACAAAUUGGUUAUUGAGGAAAAUGAGAAGAAAGUGGGAGACUUCGAAGAUCAAAUAGAUAAGGAUCGGAAUGAAGGCUUGUUCUUCAAGAACUUGGGGCAAAAAAAACCUGUAAAUCAAGUCAAAGCAAAGGAAGAAGCCAGGAAGGUCAAAGAAGUUACAAGAAAAAGUGCAGGAUCAAAUACUCGGAGAAACUUUUACCUUGCUUUACUAGGGCUGACAUUCGUGGCAGUCGCUGAUUCCUUGUUCUCUAAUCCAUCUGAUUGGAUGAAACCGGCAGUGUUAGGGCUCAUUUCAGUGGCUUUGCUUUCCCAAUUUAUUUAUGAGCAAAGUCUGUCAUCAAAAACAGAAAGAACAGAUCAAGAAGAAGAACAGAAGUGAACAGGAUGAAAGAAAGCAAGAUACUUUAUGUGUGGGUUACCAACAAUUAAACAUGGAAUAUAGCAUGAUUUAAUAAACCCGAGCAAGUACUUGCAACUCGGGGCUGAUAUAUCAUCACCUAUUUGCUUUCGCAUCAUCAAGAACUGAUCUGGGCAAUCUCUUUGCCAGACCAUAACAUGUAACCAAGUUACAAUUUCUGAUGCAAUAUGAACAUUUAUACUAUUGAAUUAAAAGCAACAAAUGUCUUAGCUAAAAGUUCCCUACUACCAAGGUGGCAGUUGGCACUGUUUAAUAUAUACCCAAGUGAAUGCUUGCAGCUCGGUGUUGAUACAGCAUCACCUAUUUGCUUUUGA